Messenger RNA from Orycteropus afer afer, 969 nucleotides. RefSeq names its product sideroflexin 1 (gene SFXN1). Gene Ontology annotation, biological process: monoatomic ion transport; serine import into mitochondrion. The record is from RefSeq and is a predicted model, not a curated record. Lineage: Eukaryota; Metazoa; Chordata; Mammalia; Tubulidentata; Orycteropodidae. The transcript has 10 exons. Gene Ontology annotation, molecular function: monoatomic ion transmembrane transporter activity. Gene Ontology annotation, cellular component: mitochondrial inner membrane. Bases 1 to 969 code for a protein of 322 amino acids.
AUGUCAGGAGAACUACCACCAAACAUUAAUGUUAAGGAGCCUCGAUGGGACCAAAGCACUUUUGUUGGACGAGCUAAUCAUUUCUUCACUGUAACUGAUCCCAGGAAUAUCCUGUUGAGCAACGAACAACUAGAGAAGGCAAGGAAAACAAUACAUGAUUACAGACAAGGAAUUGUGCCUCCAGGUCUUACAGAAAAUGAAUUAUGGAGAGCAAAAUAUAUCUAUGAUUCAGCUUUUCAUCCUGACACUGGUGAAAAGAUGAUUUUGAUAGGAAGAAUGUCAGCUCAAGUUCCAAUGAACAUGACCAUCACAGGCUGCAUGAUGACAUUUUAUAGGACUACCCCAGCGGUGCUCUUCUGGCAAUGGAUUAACCAGUCCUUCAACGCAGUUGUAAAUUACACCAACAGAAGUGGAGAUGCCCCUCUCACUGUAAAUGAAUUGGGAACAGCCUAUGUUUCUGCAACAACUGGUGCUGUAGCAACAGCUCUAGGACUCAAUGCACUAACCAAGCAUGUCUCACCCCUGAUAGGGCGUUUUGUCCCCUUUGCUGCUGUAGCUGCUGCUAAUUGCAUUAAUAUUCCAUUAAUGAGGCAAAGGGAACUCAAAGUUGGCAUUCCUGUCACAGAUGAAAAUGGGAACCGCUUGGGUGAGUCGGCAAAUGCUGCAAAACAAGCCAUCACGCAAGUCAUUGUCUCCAGGAUUCUCAUGGCAGCCCCUGGGAUGGCGAUCCCUCCAUUUAUCAUGAACACCCUGGAAAAGAAAGCCUUCUUAAAGAGAUUCCCCUGGAUGAGUGCCCCUAUUCAAGUUGGAUUAGUUGGCUUUUGUUUGGUAUUUGCUACACCUCUCUGUUGUGCUCUGUUUCCUCAGAAAAGUUCCAUGUCUGUGACAAGGUUGGAGGCUGACCUGCAAGCCAAGAUCCAAGAGAACUAUCCUGAAUUACAACGUGUGUACUUUAACAAAGGAUUAUAA